Messenger RNA from Taeniopygia guttata (zebra finch), 1237 nucleotides. It is a transcript of the gene BBIP1, whose product is annotated as BBSome interacting protein 1. The record is from RefSeq and is a predicted model, not a curated record. NCBI's taxonomy places the organism in Eukaryota, Metazoa, Chordata, Aves, Passeriformes, Estrildidae. Gene Ontology annotation, cellular component: BBSome. Gene Ontology annotation, biological process: cilium assembly; receptor localization to non-motile cilium.
UUUACAGAAGCAGAAAAUAAACCAUAAAAGCGCCUCAAAGCCUGAGUUUCGCGGCGGGCCCUGGCAGGCGGGCAGGCAGCGGCUCGCCGGGCUGGGCAGGCCCGCGCAGGUGGGACGGCUCCGCCUCAGAGCAGAGCCCGGCGCAGCUGAGGCGGGGAGCGGCAUCCCGGAAUCCCGGGACAGCCCCGGGGGAGCCGCUCCCGCCGCGCCACACCAAGGACUACAACUCCCAGCGCGCAUUGAGGCAGCCGGAGCCCCGUCAGGCCUACCGCUCCCAGCACGCACCGGGGGGGCACGAGCGGGGUGCGUGGGCACGGCGCCGCGCAGUGCCAGCUGGGAGCUGUAGUUGCGCCCGGGGGCGGUGCCGGGCCGCAGCCGCCAUGCCGGAGGGGACGGGAGCGCUCCGGGAGGUGCUGCCCAAGCAAGGGCAACUGUCGGUGGAGGACACGGCCGCCCUGGUGCUGUGCAAGCCCAAGAUCCUGCCCCUCAAGUCGGUGUCGCUGGAGAAGCUGGAAAAGCUGCAGAGGGCGGCGCUGGAGGCGGCCCAGCCGCCCGAGGCGGCCCCGCCGCCGCCCGCGGGGGCUGCGCCGGCCCGGCAGUAGCGGGAGGGCCGUGCCCGGGGCGAUCGGAGGUACCGCUCGGAACGGGGCCCGAAGGCGGGCGGUGGUGCCGGCCGGGCGGGGAGGCCGCGCGUCGGGCGCUGCUGGGGGAGAAGCUGCGCCGGUCGCUGCCCUGGCGCUGUUUUAAACGCGAAUUUAGAGAACCAGAACCCCUCGGAAAGCGGGAGGAGGCGAGUUCCACACCACCCUGCUCCAAGCCGGGCUUACCAGACCCGCUCGAGCACUGAUGCGCUUGGCUCCUAGAGCACAGCGUGUUCCCGGCCCUGGAAUGGCUAUUCCCAGCAUUUCGGAACACCUGAAAUUUUGACGUGAAACUGAAAAACAAAGGAGAGGCUCUACUGAGUUCCUGUAAGCGAGUCAUCCUUAGAUCCAUCUUGUUCUUGAGGAACGGCUUCACGAAGCUGCAAAGACACAGUCACAGUAUCUGUGCCAGCCUGGACACUCCUACGCAAGUCAGUUGUGUUUUCCAAAACAGAUCUCGUAAAUACUCACUUGCCAUGAGCUUAAUUAUUCUGUGCUCUCCUCCUGCUUGCAAUACCAAAGGGCAGCAUUAGAUGUUACUGCUUAAUUUAUUCUAUUUUAAAUAAAUAAAAAGGAAACAAGAGCUUCACAAAAAA